AUGUUGUAUCUUGUUAUUUUCGAAAUUGUAUAUUCCAUAACUGAUGUUGUUGUUUCACCGGUAAAUAAAGAGUUAAAAACAAAUUCAGAAAAAAAUAUAAAUUACAUUUCAGUCAAUUUAUAUACACGAAUCAGUUUAUAUGGUAUUCAUCAAUGAGAAAGAUAGAAUUGUUCACAAGACUGUUCUCCGGUUUUUUCUAAUUCUUUAUUGUGGAUGCUUUGGAUUCUCUUUAUGUGUUUUCUCUAUUCAAUUUUAUUACCGUUAUCUCGUUAUAUUAGGAUCAAAAUUAUUAAAAACACUCAACGAUUGGCGUUUUAUAUUCUGGGUUUUGUGCCCGUUGGGUUAUGGUGUUAUCUGGGCUGUUGUAUCUAGUUGUAUUCUUUAUCAAACUCCAGAAGCCAAUGAAUUUGUGAGAAAUGUGAUUCUAAGAGAUUUCGAUAUGAACAUCGAUGAUAUUAUAUUUUAUGGAGCUUACUUUUUUCCAAAAACUAGUGAUGGAUUAUAUCAUUUAGAUGUUCGUUCAUUUGUUGGUGUCACUAUUUUCUGGAUAUUAGUUAUUAGUUCGCUAACAAUUAUUUUAUUCUGUGGGAUAAAGUGUUACACACGGAUGAGAUCAGUGAUGACACAAUCCACAAAAUUUCGAAAUCUGCAGAAUCAAUUGUUUUAUGCUCUUCUGGUUCAAACAAUAAUACCAAUUGUUCUCAUGCAUAUCCCUGUUUCAUGUUUAUUCAUAUUUCCUUUAUUUGAAUUGGAUGUUGGUAAUAUGGCUGAUAUUUUAGCAGUUACAAUUGCACUUUUUCCUGCAAUUGAUCCACUCCCAACAAUGUUUAUUAUUAAAAAUUAUCGUAUAACUAUAUUAGAAUUUAUCUGUUCUUGCCUAGUUCAGACAAUUGAACAUUCAAAUACUCAUUUACAAGAUGUUUAUGCUUUGAAUUGA
Molecule: messenger RNA, 937 nt
Organism: Caenorhabditis angaria
Lineage: Eukaryota; Metazoa; Nematoda; Chromadorea; Rhabditida; Rhabditidae
Source: the annotation of a GenBank genome assembly